AUGAAGAUCACCUCAGCAGACAGGAUGGAAGACUGUGUACAUUUGGUCUGCGAGUCCCUCGGCCUGCUGGAGGAUGAUGUGGUUGGCAGUGAUAUGAUAUGUUCACUUUACAAUAGCAUCUUCCUCAUCUCCACCAGUCAGGAGGAUACACAGAGAGCCAUUUCACAGGUGAAAGGUGAGACUGGAGGGUCUUCAUGUUCAGCCAGAAGUGUUCUGCAUGUUCUCUUAGUGAUGGAGAGGCAACGUGAAAAAAGAGAAGCGUUGUAUUGGGAUCUUCAAAUGUUGAAAGCUGGCAGAAUCGACACCUCACUUAAACACAACAAACAAUCACCAACAAUCAACUACAGACCCAAACAAAAGGAGGAGGACGCAGAUGAGUUGAACAUCCUGUGUCUUCAGAACAAAGCCAAGAGACUUUACAUCAGGCUUGUUCUCGACGGAGUUUGGACUCUCCUACCAUCUCUAUCCCGAAGUAAUAUUGUCACUGUGGGCAGCGUGUGUCCCAACAAUUUGGACAUCCUGCAACUGCUGCACUGUAAAUAUGACAUCAUCAAAGAGCGACUGUACAGAGAGAUGCUACAGGAUGAGUACGGGAUGAUUUGGUGGGACUCUAUGCCAGCGUGGCAACAGACCGAGUGUGUGUGUGAAUUGGGGGCAUCUGUUGAACAAGCUUACAGACACAAGGAUUGGCUCAAAAUCUGUGGGCUGCCCGGGGCCCUCCGGUGCUACAGAAGCUGUGCUUCAGUGGCCCUGAGGGGUUUCACUGAGAGUCUUAAGCCCAGAGAUCAAGCUUGGUCAUCUAAACCGAAAGAACAGGCUUGGUCUGCUGUUAUCUUCCUGUCUGAGCUGGAAUCCAUGUAUGAAGAAGAGAAGGAUUCGCUCACAACUCUCAUUCACAGACUGGGGCAGGAAGCUUUACAUGUCAUAUAUCUUACCUUGUGCGUCGCUGUUCGGAGAGCCGAAAGAGAAAAUCAAUCCCACGCGGCGCUGCUGGUCGCCAGACAACACUGGCACAGAUGGCCCUUUAUGAGAGGCUCUGUCAGUCAGGAUUUGGCUCGGAUUUGGCUACAGGAAAAUCCAGAUCCCAAUGUAAAAAAAGAGCAGGGCUGGAAAACAGCAAGCUGUACACAACAGGCUGUGCUGCAGUUGCUGGUUCUGUGUCAGGAGCAGGAAAGGAAACGAUUGGUGGAGAUUUUGCACAGGGUUUCCUUAAGCGAACUCGAAGGACCGAAAAGCAACAACAUGGUCCAGGGAAAUGCAGAUUGUGUUUCCAGACUGCAGCAGAUUAAAGUCUCACUGCAGGAAGCACAGGGUUCAAAUACUGAACCGCCGGCACCAGGGUUUUCUGGGACAGACGUCUCAUGGGCUGAAUGUGCAAUGCAUUUAUUAACCCAGCUUAUACUCGCACAUGAAGAUGAGACCUGGAGCGUUUUAUACUCGCUACAAGAUCUGGAACCUGCAGGCCUUUUAGCUGUUCUGCACAAAUAUGAGACAGAACUACACAGACCCAGUUUCUACAACCUGUGUGAUGUUUUACAGUCACGUGCACCCGCCAAGUCCACCGGCAGGCCAAACGCAGAGAGACAGGAGGCUGAAUAUGUGCAAGAAGGAUCACUAGAACAAGAACUCUGCACUGGAUGUGGCAUGGCUUUAGACCCUGACGACGCUCCAUAUUUGGAGAUCAUUUGUGUUAGAGACCCAAGAGAUGAGGCGAGAACAAUGGAGAGGAGUGAUGGAGAGAGAGAGAAAACAGAGAGAGACAUCGAGAGCAAAGAAAACAAGGAAGAGAUUUCAGUAGAGAAACAAAACUCUCUGAUCACUCUUGCCUGGAGCAAACCAAUGCACGGAGACGAUCAGAUUCAGGAAGUGACCUCCGUUGUACGGGAAGAAGCAGAAGCAACUACAAAACUUAGGGAGGAAAGACCAGCUAGCACACAUCAAGACCAUACAAAAAUACCUAACACAACUACACAACAUGAAGUGAACAUGAACACACCUCAGGAAAGCAUAAACUUUGCUGAAGAAACACCGACUCAAAUCCCACACGACCAUCCAGCCUUCAAUGUUGAUGGACACCAAGAGGAAGGUUUGUACAGACUAGAAUCUCCCAGUGACGACCGACAACCCAUCACAACACUACCCAUACAAACCACUGACACAACAGACACCAGCACCCCACCUGUAAGCACACAGUACCCGGAUCACAAACAAACACACGUGUGUGAUGCCGCUGAGAUGGAGUCAUCCCAAGAGGAGCAGAAGUGGGAGGAGGAGACGAUUGAGAGAGGAGGUGAGGAGCAGCAACUACAGCGGGAGGCCACAAUGCAGUGCCUAGUGAACAUCCAGAGGAGAGCAGAGAGACGCUGGCAGCGAGACAGAGACAGACAACUACUGAGAGUUCAAGAGCGAUUGGCAAUCGUGCAGAGUCGGAAGGCCGAUGAGGAUCUGUUGGGUCUGACUCAGGAAGACUCGCUCAGGCAUCUUACUGAUACACUACGACAGGAGGACGAGCAACAACAGAAAACUUUAGUCAAAGAGAAACUCGAGCAGAUGAGGAGAGAGCGCUCAUGUAUUCUCCAGACCAGACGAGAAAGAAACACCGCUGGCUUUAAAGAGCUCAUUGCACCAACCGCUCAACGCAUGGCAGAGACUGAAGAAAUGCAUUAAUACUCAAAUCUAAUGACAAAUCACACAGAUAUAGACAUCACAGAGCACACACCCCAAACAUUCAUCAACUUUAUU
Messenger RNA from Misgurnus anguillicaudatus (oriental weatherfish), 2742 nucleotides. RefSeq lists its product as uncharacterized. The record is from RefSeq and is a predicted model, not a curated record. Lineage: Eukaryota; Metazoa; Chordata; Actinopteri; Cypriniformes; Cobitidae.